Molecule: messenger RNA, 3429 nt
Organism: Lagopus muta (rock ptarmigan)
Lineage: Eukaryota; Metazoa; Chordata; Aves; Galliformes; Phasianidae
Gene: CCDC57
Product: coiled-coil domain containing 57
Exons: 15
Coding region: 1-2613 (870 amino acids)
Source: RefSeq, a predicted model, not a curated record
AUGGGUUUAACGAGGAGAACGCAUUUGUACAGCCCGGAAGAAGGACUGCUGGAUGUCAACAGAGGGGAUGAGCUGGGGAAAACACGAGCAAAAAAUGACGAGGCCGGCCCGGGGCUGGAGGUGGGCGGGGCGUCAGCUCUGCGGUUGCCGUGGCGACGAGCCGCCUCGGUCAGGCGUAGCCCGCAGCGGUUGCCAUGGAGACGCGGCUGCGGGCGGGAGGACGUGAAGGUUGGCGGAUUUGUUCCAGUGCUACAAAUGGAGAAAGAAUGGAAAGAGCUCCUUCAGUGGAAAGAGAAAGAAAGGAAAGAGCGACAUAACUGGCAGUUCCCUGCUCAAAAGAUGCUAGACAUUGCUGUAAAGCAACUGCAUGACAUGCAUGAAAAUUACAACAAACUAAAAGAAGAUUUUGUCUAUAACCUCAGAAUUUUGGAAGAAAGAGAUAAAGAGUUGGAAUCCUAUGAUGUCACAUUCAGUCAUCUGAAAACGUCCGAAAAUGCUAAGCAGGCAGAGAUUAGCAACCUUAAAAUACAGCUGGAUAAACUGGAGCAACUUCUUGUCAAGGAAAGAAGAAAAAGAGCUGAACUUCAUUAUCACUAUCAACAAAACCUUGCAGAACACAGGUUAGAGCUGGAACAGUUUUGCAGGUCAAAGAGCGGUCACACAAAUCAUCAACAUGAGGGGUGUGUGAGCCUGAGACAUCACAUGGAGAGAAAACUCCAGGAGCUGCAAGGAGAGCUCGCUUGUCAGAGACAGGUGAAACUGCUGACCAGAGAACUUGAGGCCCUCAGAGAGACUGGAAUGAAAGCAUCAGAAUCACCACGAGCAGCAGAAUUGGUUAAUUUGCAACUGGAGAAAGAGGAUGAAUACAAGAAUUGGGAAUUAAGUGAUUCUGUAGCUGUGAGAAAUGCCUGGGAGAAAGAGGCACCUCAUGCUGAUAAGAAAAAGGAUGCAUUGUCAGCUUCAUUGGAAGAAGCUCCAACCAAACAGUUUAAAAAGCUGAAGAAACAGAUCAGAGAACUACAGAUGAGACAGAAAAGUCUGGAAGUGAAGCUGUGCAGGAAAGAAAGGAAUCACAGUGCUUGUGUAAGAGAGAAAGAUGCCCUUAUUAAAAAGUAUAAACAACAACUGUCAGUGGCAGCUGAGCAAGAACAGCUUCUGGAACAGAGUAAAACCCACACAGAACUGGACUGGCAGCUCUGUGGGAAUGCUGAAAAUCACCAGGAUCAGAAAUCAGAGGAUCUAACUCCAAGUGUGUCUUUAGCACGAGAGCAGGCUGAAGUGGGUCUACAGAAGACUGAUUACAGCUUGCAUGAAAUGGAGUCUGCUCCUUCUGCUUUCCCUGUUAAGAGACAACAGUUCAUACAGUCACCACUGUCGAAUUGUGGUGUCCUUCCUGAAGGAGAGCAGCAGACAUUUCAAUCUGAUGACAAAAGUUGUCUCAGGAAAGAUAUUCCUGGCUCGGAGAUACAAAAGCUGCAGCAGCAAAAUGCCAACCUUCGGGCUGUUAUUGCACAGAUGAGGAAAGAAAUGGAGAGCCUCGAUGAGCAAACAGCAUCCUCAGUGCCUCGGAGAGAGCAAAGUGCCCCUGGCCGCACUGCAGGCAUCCCACCACUCACUGCUGCUGUCCUGAUGGGAAGGGCUGAAGGUUCACUCUGCACAGACCAAGUUUCAGGGAGAACCGUGUCGAGUGAUAUGAAUGUCAGCUCAGCUAGCUUGGGCUGUGUGUUAAACCCAGGCACAGAAAAGGGGUCAAAUAACAGAGUUAUGGGCAAAGAGGUGAUAGAUUUUGGCUCUGCCUCAGAUAACUGUUGUCCUGGUGGUGGUAUUCAGCAUGGUGUCAGCUGCACGCCGCAAGGAACACCAAAUAAACAGAAGGAAGCAGUGAGAACAAUGUCAGUUCUGAGCCAAGAGAAGCAGCAGCUGAUUGAAAUGGCAAACAGACUCAGGACAGAUCUUGGAAUGAUAUUAAAGGAAGGACUUGGGCAUCCUGUUAGCCCAAAGCUCUGCACAGUUUGUGUGGGCUCUGGUGGCCUUUCUCCAAGAGAACUUGUCAAAAGAACACAGUGUCAGCUUUCAGCUUUAAGGCAUCUGCAACACAAGCUCAUAACACAGGAGCUGCAAUGUGCAAAGCAACAGCAUCUCUCCAGGAUCUCUUCUUUAAUUGCCUGCCCCAUCUUAAAGGGAGAAAAAGCUCCAAGAAGCUGUGGAGAAGAAACAGAACUGCUGUCUGCUGAGGUUCAGCUCAAUUCCUCAGCUGGAAAUUAUGGGCCAAAGCAACAAAAGGCGGCUGCUGCACCUUCAAAGGUUCAAAGUCAGCCACCCAAGGAGAGCCCUGGUCAAGCCCAGCAGGACUGGAUUUCUUCAUCUGGAGCACACAGUCCGUGCCAAGUGGAAUUGGAAAUCAUGCAUUCAACCGAGCGAGCUGGAAAAGGUAAGGAGCACAGCAGUGCCACGAGUCAGCCUGAAAUGCCCACAGCACAUCUGGCAGUCAGAGGUACCAAGCUGGAGGUUCAGCACAAGCUAAAAUCCAGGAGUUCACCUUGUACAUACCCCAUAAAACGAAAAAUCUCUCCUACCGUGGCAAAAAUCCGCAACUACAAUAUUAAAGACUGAUUUAUUUGUUGCAAGUCCCGUGUCAGCUAUUCGGUUGCGUUAAAAUAUGUAAAUGUGAUCUAAAUAUUGCCUUGGUGUUCAUUUUUGUGUGUCAGGUUGGGCUGUUUGAGGUCAGAAGAGAAAACAAGUACUUUGUCCCGUGCUGUCAGCCGACAUAAAGGGUUAAUCUGCAUAAGUGCUGAGAUUAUAGUCUUCACUGUUAAUACAGGUUUAUUUUAAUUAUACACGUUCAAUAUUGCUUGCAUCAUGGAUUUGGAAAUGCCCACUUAAUACGUAUGUAAAUCGUUGUGCCUUUAGGCAGGGCUUCCAGGUCUUUAGGAAAUAUUUGUUGAGAAAUCACAGAUGCGAUUUAAGCUCAGCAGUGGGAUGCACCAACCUGCUUGUUUUCUUACAAUUAGCGACGCAACCGUUAAUCCCGUGCAGCUACCUGAGCACUUACAGAACGGGGGUUGAAAAGAUCACACCUUCCCCUGUAUUCUUGCUCAUCUUCUGCCUUCCUUUCCUUGUUCAGAGAGCACGAGAGAGCGUAAAAUGGAACCGCUGUCCUCACACCAGACAUCAUAUUUUUGUUCAGCAAGAGAUUUCAUACAGUUGAGAGCAGUGAAAAACGUUCCUCGGCAACUCUUAGAAUCUUGCAGAAGUGUUGUGAGAAAUAAGUCUUACAACAGAUGAAACCAAAAGAAACCCGAGCGGGUUGUGAUGUAAUGGGGGAUAUCUGUGUGGUUAGGAACAUUCCAGGAUGCUUAAAAUGUAAUCAGUGUAUUCUUCUCACAUUCUCAGCAAUGCUGAACUCCCUUGGGGUAUUCCAGUGUUGAA